This is a messenger RNA of Scheffersomyces stipitis CBS 6054, 1184 nucleotides long. It is a transcript of the gene ARO4, whose product is annotated as 3-deoxy-7-phosphoheptulonate synthase. NCBI's taxonomy places the organism in Eukaryota, Fungi, Ascomycota, Pichiomycetes, Serinales, Debaryomycetaceae. The coding region runs from base 15 to 1112 and encodes 365 amino acids. The transcript has a single exon. The record is from RefSeq and is a predicted model, not a curated record. Gene Ontology annotation, cellular component: cytoplasm. Gene Ontology annotation, molecular function: 3-deoxy-7-phosphoheptulonate synthase activity. Gene Ontology annotation, biological process: aromatic amino acid biosynthetic process.
AUUUCCCUACAACCAUGUCCCAAACACCAGUACCUGAUGAAUACGACGACACCAGAAUCUUGGGCUACGACCCUUUAAUUCCACCUGCGUUGCUCCAGCACGAAAUCAAAGCCUCUUCUCAAUCUUUGGCUACUGUGAUUAAAGGUCGUUACGAAUCUUCGCAAAUCAUCUCUGGAAAGGACGACAGAGCCUUGGUCAUCGUUGGUCCAUGUUCGAUUCACGACACUGACGCAGCCUUGGAAUACGCCGCUCGUUUGCGUAAGUUAGCCGACGACUUGGAAGAAGACUUGGUAAUUGUCAUGAGAGCCUACUUGGAAAAGCCUAGAACCACUGUCGGUUGGAAGGGACUUAUUAACGAUCCAGAUGUAGAUAAUUCAUUCGAUAUCAACCGUGGUUUGCGUAUUUCUCGUCAGUUGUACUCUGACUUAACCGGCAAGAUGGGUUUGCCUAUUGGUUCUGAAAUGUUAGAUACCAUCUCUCCUCAAUAUUUCUCGGACUUUUUGUCCUUCGGUGCCAUUGGUGCCAGAACUACUGAGUCACAGUUGCACAGAGAAUUAGCUUCUGGACUUUCCUUCCCAAUUGGUUUCAAGAACGGUACUGAUGGUGGUUUGACUGUUGCCUUGGAUGCUGUACAAGCCUCUUCCAAGGGCCACCACUUCAUGGGUGUUACCAAGAAUGGUAUGGCUGCCAUCACUACCACCAAGGGUAACGACAACUGUUUCAUCAUCUUGAGAGGAGGUAAGAAGAUCACCAACUACGAUGCUGAGUCUGUUGCUUCUGCCAAGGAAGCCAUCUCCAAGUCGACCAACCCUAACAUCAAGUUGAUGAUCGAUUGUUCUCACGACAACUCUCAAAAGGACUACAGAAACCAACCUAAGGUGUUGGACUCUGUUGUUGAACAAAUCACUGCUGGUGAAGAUGCCAUCAUUGGUGUCAUGAUCGAAUCACACAUCAACGAAGGUAAGCAAAGUAUGCCUGCUGAAGGUUGUACCAAGGAUUCAUUGAAGUACGGUGUCUCCAUCACUGAUGGCUGUGUCUCUUGGGAAUCCACUGUUGAAAUGUUGACCAAGUUGUCUAACGCUGUCAAAGCUAGAAGAGCCCUCAAGGCAUAAAAGUUAUCAUAAGUUCCAAAAAUUAUAUAUAUAUAUAUAGGGUCUUUCCCUAAUAAAGCUAUUCAUGUAUCU